Messenger RNA from Dalotia coriaria, 1357 nucleotides. Its product is annotated as acyl-CoA Delta-9 desaturase-like. Bases 146 to 1087 code for a protein of 313 amino acids. The transcript has 4 exons. Gene Ontology annotation, biological process: unsaturated fatty acid biosynthetic process. Gene Ontology annotation, molecular function: iron ion binding; stearoyl-CoA 9-desaturase activity. NCBI's taxonomy places the organism in Eukaryota, Metazoa, Arthropoda, Insecta, Coleoptera, Staphylinidae. Gene Ontology annotation, cellular component: endoplasmic reticulum membrane. The record is from RefSeq and is a predicted model, not a curated record.
GCGGGCCGUAAUUAUGCAGUUUUAUUUUUAGUUGCGACCAAUCCACAUCGAACAUUCAUUAUUUACGCGGUGACCAUCUCGAGCUCAUGAUCGAAAACGGUGUAUUACUUGUUAAACUUGUGUUAAUUUUAUAAACUUAGAAAAAAUGUUAGAAAACAUUGUCUGGAGGAAUGUGUUUAUAAUAUCAGCACUCCAUGCAGCAUCCUGUUAUGGCAUUUAUCUCAAAUCCUUUGAUAUACACCUUUACAGUCGGAUAUUCUUUUUAUUUUAUGCUCAUGUAAGUGGUUGGGGUGUCACUGCCGGACGCCAUAGAUAUUUCAGUCAUCGUUCAUUUAAAGGCAACCGUGCUGUGGAUAUUCUUUUAAUGUUGAUGACUUGCACAGCGUUUGAGCAAAGUAUUUUCACGUGGUGUAGAGAUCAUCGUCUUCAUCAUAAACACAGUGAGACAAAUGCUGACCCGUACAACUCUAAACGAGGAUUUUUCUUCUGUCAUCUGGGUUGGGUCCUACUGAGAAAACACCCUGAUGUCAAGGAAAAAGGAAAAUCCAUUGAUAUGUCCGACCUAAAAGCAAAUCCAACUGUUAUGUUUGAGUAUAAAUAUUGCCUACUACUCUCGUUCAUUUUUACAAUUAUUGUGCCGCUGGUGGUACCGAUGUACUUCUGGAAUGAACGAUUUUUAGUCGCCUUAUUCUAUGGGACAAUUUAUCGCUACGCAUUGGUGCUGCACAUGACGUGGAGUGUAAAUAGCUUUGCGCAUUUGUAUGGAAUGAGGACAUAUGACAAGUCUAUAAAGCCAGCGGAAAACAACUUAGUUUCUACAAUUGCGUUUGGUGAAGGAUUCCACAACUAUCAUCACACAUUUCCGUGGGAUUACAAAGCGGCUGAACUCUCGGGCGAUUUUAGAAAUAUGACGACAUAUUUAAUUGACUUAUUAGCUGCUGUUGGGAUGGUCACAGAACGGAAAACCGUGUCACAAAAUUUAAUCGAGAAGCGGAAGGAAAGGACUGGUGAUUCCACGUGGAAAGCCACCACAAGCAGCAUUAAAGACAUAUUCAUAUAUCUCACGUAUAUUUAUAUUGUCUCUUGAUUGUUAAUGAAAAACAAUUUAUUGCAGGAAGGAAUAAUUUAUAAUUACAUUAAAUAUUACCGAAAAGAGUGACUAAUUUAUAAAUUUAUUUAAAUUUAUGUAAGUUUGUAUUUGGUGCAUCAUUGCGCUCAAUUGUAUACAAUCGAUGCAAUUACGGUGAAACUUGAUGAGAUCCAUAAAACAAUGAAAUAAAUAUUUAAAUUUAUGUAUUAUUGAAUAAUUGAUGACGAGAACAUUCAAAAUUCAAUAAAAUUCAAUAAAAAUACUUAA